GAUUGCAGAAAUCGUAGGAAUGGUAUUGGUGAAACAAUUGGUUAUAUAUUUAAUAAAUGUUUUGGUUGUGGAAGAAACGUACAAAUACCUUUGAAAAACUGAGGAACAUUUACCAACUCUUCUACGAAUCAUUACUAUCUCUAGGAACACAUAUUAAAAUUUAUAAUAGAGGCAAAAAUAAGGAUGUGAAAUUAAAUAUAUAUGAUAUAUAAAUUGAAAUGAAAAUAAACAUUUUCGUAACUAAUUAUUUAUGGAAUAAAAGUUAAGGUGAAAAAUGGAAACUAACUGAAAUCAAUUAUUACAUCAAAACACGUUUGGCUUUAUGGUAAAAUUACCUAGCCCAAAACGAAUUGAUAAAAGCGUACAGGCAGACGGUCAAAUGAAUCAAAACUAACCUAACUUUAGUAAAAUAGACAUUGGUUUAGUUGCGAUGUAAUGGCUAUUUCAACGGAUAUUAUCAAGUUUGUCUUAUUAAUAUUAAGCAUCACGGGAAGAAAGUUAAUUUACAACUCCAUCAAUGUGUAACAUUUAUUCAAAUGAAGUUUUAAUUAUAUCUUUCUGACAGGGUCUUAGGGACUAUUACUGUUAUGAAGUGGAAAGUGAGAUUACGCCCAGGAUCAACGUUAUUUAGUUUUAAAUACAAAUUGAUUAUUUUAUUGAGUUUCUUCUUAUUUAAUUGUGUAAAUUUAAUUGAAAUUAAUGCAGAGUCAGUGGUUGCUUCUGAUCAUUCUGAUCUGUGUAAGGAGACAUCUACACCUACCUAUGUCAAAGUAUCUUUUUCCAGCCAUGUAGUAAGCAAUGAGUACAUAGUGGCAUUCAAGGGAUACUACAAAAGUUCAGCCAGAAAUAAGUUCAUAGCAGCUGCGUUAAAUGGAAGUGAAAUACAAAACUGGAGAGUUGUGGAGAGAAAUAAUCCAGCCAGUGACUAUCCCAGCGACUUUGAUGUUGUUAUUUUAGAGGAACCUGAUGGUGUGAGCGGUUUGAGUGCCCUGAGUGAUCAUCCCUCAAUUCGUCGAGUAACACCUCAACGGAUUGUUCAUCGAACUCUUCAAUAUAUUCCAGGUGACAGUGAAGCCAACGUGACGAAAGAAGAAAGCUUCAACAACACAUGGCCUCAACGAAGACUUUCAACUGCUUCGAAAAACCAAUUUUGGCACUCAACUGGACGACAUACAAGUCGUCGAUUAUUGAGGGCUAUCCCAAGACAAAUAACCACAAUCCUGCAAGCUGACGCCCUAUGGGGAAUGGGUAUUACAGGAUCAGGUGUAAAAGUAGCAGUAUUUGAUACUGGACUGUCAAAGACUCAUCCUCAUUUCAAGAGGAUAGCAGAACGUACAGACUGGACCAACGAGAAAUCCUUAGAGGAUGGACUGGGACACGGAACGUUUGUGGCAGGUGUUAUAGCUUCAGCUAAAGAGUGUUUAGGUUUCGCCCCUGACUCAGAACUUCAUGUUUUCAGAGUGUUCACAAAUAGCCAGGUGUCGUACACGUCUUGGUUUUUGGAUGCUUUCAACUACGCAAUACUGAAACGGAUCGGAGUUCUCAACCUAAGUAUCGGAGGACCAGACUUCAUGGAUCAUCCAUUUGUUGACAAAGUCUGGGAACUGACUGCAAACCGAGUCAUCAUGGUUUCUGCCAUUGGCAACGAUGGACCUCUUUACGGGACUUUAAAUAACCCUGCUGAUCAAAUGGAUGUCAUUGGUGUUGGUGGUAUCAAUUUUGAAGAUCAAAUUGCCAAAUUCUCUUCGAGAGGCAUGACAACAUGGGAACUACCUCAGGGGUAUGGCCGUGUGAAGCCUGACAUUGUAACCUAUGGAUCCGGUGUAAGAGGAUCCAGUAUCCGAGGCAGCUGCAGAACACUAUCCGGGACCAGUGUAGCUAGCCCAGUGGUAGCUGGGGCAGUCACACUUCUGGCGAGUGGGGUGCUGCAUCGGGGCAAUGUAAUCAACCCUGCUAGCAUGAAACAGGCUCUGAUGGCGUCAGCAAGGCGGCUACCAGGUGUUAACAUGUUCGAGCAAGGUCACGGUAAGCUGGACUUGCUCAAAGCUUACCAAGUCCUUAACAGCUAUAAACCCCAGGCCAGCUUCAGUCCGAGCUACAUAGAUCUGGGAGAGUGUCAGUACAUGUGGCCUUACUGCACUCAGCCGCUAUAUCACGGAGCCAUGCCGACCAUUGUGAAUGUGACCAUACUCAACGGCUUGGGUGUGUCAGGACGUGUGCUGGGCAAACCUCAGUGGUACCCCUACACUCCCCAGUAUGGCCAUUACCUUGAGGUGUCACUUACAUACUCGGAGGUUUUGUGGCCUUGGUCAGGGUGGCUGGGAGUGAGUAUAGCAGUAGCAAGGGGUGCUGCCUCGUGGACAGGCAUAGCCCAGGGUCACAUAGAGCUCACGGUAGAAUCCCCCCCAGAGGAAGGGGAGAGUCUGCCGAGAACUUCCACCAUCAAACUGGCGAUCAAAGCCAACAUCAUCCCUACACCUCCUAGACAAAAGAGAAUCUUGUGGGAUCAAUACCAUAAUCUGCGCUAUCCGCCUGGUUACUUCCCAAGAGAUAACUUGCGCAUGAAGAACGAUCCUCUGGACUGGAAUGGAGACCAUGUGCACACGAAUUUCAAGGACAUGUAUCAACAUGUUCGCAACAGUGGAUACUACAUUGAGGUGCUUGGGACAACAUUCACAUGUUUCGACGCUUCUCAGUAUGGAGCCCUACUGAUUGUAGACCCUGAAGAGGAGUUCUUCCCAGAGGAGGUUGGAAAGCUGAAGAGAGAUGUGGACGCUGGUCUGUCACUGAUUGUGUUUGCUGACUGGUACAACAUCACUGUAAUGAAGAAAGUGAAGUUUUUUGAUGAAAACACAAGGCAGUGGUGGAUGCCGGAUACAGGAGGAGCGAAUGUCCCUGCACUUAAUGAUCUGCUAUCCUCCUGGGGAAUAGCAUUCAGUGACCGGGUUUUUGAAGGAGACUUUAACCUGGGAGAGCAUAGCGGGCAUUUUGCAUCUGGCACUAGCAUCGCUCAGUUUCCUUCCUCUGGGCUCCUGGUUGCUCUGCCGUUGAAGGAUCAAGGUGAAGAGAUGUUGGCUAAAGAAGGAUCCAGCAGCCCUGAGAAGGAGACAGUUCCUGUCCUUGGUUUCUUGCAAAGUCAGGCUCAGGAGAAGAGUGGGCGAAUAGUGGUUUACGGAGAUUCCAACUGCCUUGACAACAGUCACUUAACAAAAGAUUGCUUUUGGAUGCUUGAUGCAAUUCUGGAGUAUACUUCGUCUGGGCACAUGCCUUCUAUUUUCACCCGGAACAAGGCUGAAAUGCCAAAACCAGCUGUGGAGCUGCCGCAACGAAUGAAGGGAAAUAAUUUGUACAGAUACUCGAAAGUGUUGGAAAAUCACAUGGGAAAUCCACAAGUUCGCCCACUCCCCCCUUGUCCUCAUCUUGUAUGGGCUCCUGCUAACCCCUUGAACAAAUCUGCACCUACGAAUCUGUACAAGUCCCAGAAGCUGUUGUCACUGUCGCUGGAGGGAGAUAUGCCAGUGUGGGAUAUGGGCGGUGUGUGGCGACGAGAGGAUGUAAGUCUUCCUGACUAUCUAGGCGAGGACGAGUUGUCUUCUCUCCCAGCUGUGUUACUGGUGGUGCUGCUGCUGGUAGUGUUGUGUGUAGUCUACAGGUUCUUGCGGUGUCGGACACGACCCCGCCGCAAGCGUCAGACUCGCCUGCGUCGCUUCAUGACCUCUAUUCGAGUGCCUGCUGUGUGAUUGCUUUAGACUAGCAGUUAAGUUUGGUCUGUUGUGAAUAGUGAUGAAACAAAUUCAAAAAUUGUUGAAUACAAUCCAAACGUGGUUUCCGUAAUAUCAUCUCUAUAUUCAGCCAAAAUUUGAUUCAGGAUUUUUGCUGAAUCACAUGUAAUAUCAGUCAACCAUAGGUGUCUUCCAAUAGUGAGAAAAUACUCGUACAAUAUAUAAUCAAAUAUUUUAUUUUAUAAACCAUAAAGAUGAAUUUAGUGCAAUGUAAUUCAAACGUUCUUAGAUAUCUUUAGUAAGACUCCCAUUUUCCACUAGUUCCACAUUUUAUCAAUAGCACUCUCAACAAAUGAAGUAUCCAAAUAAGCUCUGCGCUCUCAUGAAACAUGAGAAAAAUGAAGUCAUACUUAAAACAAGUUAAAUAUGAAAAUGAAUCUUAGUCAUUGUUCACCUCUUAUUUUUACAUUCCUUCAUUGAAAAUCUUUACAAUCAAAAUUUGAAUUGUUUGUGAUGCCAAAAUAUUUAAUUAUUGGGUUCGGACAUAUCUCUAAAUAUGUACUCUCAAAUUCAGAUCUAUAUUUACUACUGAUACAUUCUGACUGUAUAAAACUCUAUCGAAAAACAUGUCUACCAUUGUAAAACAAGCUGAAAGUUGAAUUACAUAUCCUCCAACCAGGUCUGAAAACUUUGAAAUCAUCCAUGAAAAUAAUUUCCUCUCCACAACCUUGAUACGUCCUCUGUCACCUCUGUGUAAUUCCAAGCAAUGGUGGCAUCCAUUGGCUUCGAGCCAAUGAUCUGUAGAAAUUCCUUUUUUAAUCUGGUAGUUCAUAUCACAUGGUCAUACCCAAAUUUAGUGAAAAUCCAAUAGCUAAAAGCUUCUUAAAAAAGAGAUGAUUAUGGAGAUUUUUUUAUAAUGCUUUUUGACUGCUGAUCACUUUAGCUCCCAUAAAACCACGUUGUUAAAGAGACAAGAUAGUACACUUUAUUAUAAAUAAAGCCGUGCACAUUAUCUUCAAAUAUCUCUAUAUACGAAAGGCAAAGUCCUAACUUACUCAUCACUAAUUUUCCAACUAACCAAAAUUACAGAAAGUUGAAAUUCUGCUCAGGUAUCCCUCAUGACUUAAAUAAAAAGUUAUUUUCAUAAAGAUCACACAUUUAUAGGAGUUGAAAUGAGAUUGCUAUCCCUAAAAGAACUAUGUUUUGUUUUUCAACUCCUCAAUGUCCUAGAAAAGUGUAAUUUGAUACUCAUUGUGUAUUAAACCCUCAACAGAAUACAUUAGAUUGGAGAUAGAUUACAUUGGCCGGAAGUAGGUGAUUUUAAAGGGAGGAGGGUUCACUUUUGAUUGGUUUA
Homalodisca vitripennis (glassy-winged sharpshooter) is the source of this 5076-nucleotide messenger RNA. It is a transcript of the gene S1P, whose product is annotated as membrane-bound transcription factor site-1 protease. Gene Ontology annotation, molecular function: serine-type endopeptidase activity. Bases 588 to 3740 code for a protein of 1050 amino acids. NCBI's taxonomy places the organism in Eukaryota, Metazoa, Arthropoda, Insecta, Hemiptera, Cicadellidae. Gene Ontology annotation, cellular component: Golgi apparatus. The record is from RefSeq and is a predicted model, not a curated record. Gene Ontology annotation, biological process: proteolysis. The transcript has 18 exons.